This is a messenger RNA of Xenia sp. Carnegie-2017, 1007 nucleotides long. Its product is annotated as V-type proton ATPase subunit E-like. The record is from RefSeq and is a predicted model, not a curated record. Gene Ontology annotation, biological process: proton transmembrane transport. Gene Ontology annotation, cellular component: proton-transporting two-sector ATPase complex, catalytic domain. NCBI's taxonomy places the organism in Eukaryota, Metazoa, Cnidaria, Anthozoa, Malacalcyonacea, Xeniidae. Gene Ontology annotation, molecular function: proton-transporting ATPase activity, rotational mechanism.
CACCGGUAAAGGAAACGACCGGAAGUGAAUUACUGAAGUGAAUACAUUCAAAUCACGUGAAUGAUCUAUUACACAAUAUUUUAGGUAUUUGCAAUUUGUGAACUCGCUAAGGGAAUUUGUGGGUUCUGCUUUGAAACUUUCAGUAGACACUAUAAUUUAAAUAAUAUCAUGGCAACGUACGAUAAUGAAGUACAGAAAAAGAUUCAGCAUAUGAUGGCGUUCAUUGAACAGGAAGCAAAAGAAAAAGCCGAAGAAAUAGAAGCGAAAGCUGAAGAGGAAUUCAAUAUUGAGAAAGGUAGAUUACUUGAGCAAGAGAAGUUGAAGAUUAAAACUUAUUAUAAGAAAAAAGAAAAACAAGUUACAUUACAAAAGAAAAUUCAAAGAUCAAAUCAGUUAAACCAAUGACUUAAAAUCUUGAAAGCCAAAGACGAUCACAUUAAGCAAAUUUUGGAAGAGGCCUGUGAAAAGUUAAAUGAUGUAACUAAAAAUUCAGAAAAAUAUUCCACUAUCUUACUAGGGUUGAUAACUCAAGGCUUAUUUCAACUUCUUGAAACAGAUGUAACAAUUCGUUGUAGAAAAGAAGACCUAGACACUGUUAAAAAGGUGAAAGAUAAAGCUGUAUCCAAUUUCAAAGAAGCAACAAAGAAAGAUGUUAAACUUAACAUUGAUGAAAAUCAUUAUUAAUGGUUGUUGAAAUACUUUGACAGUUCUGGUGGAGUGGAUUUUAUCUGUCAACAUUCAACUAUACAUGUUCAAAAUACAUUGGAAAGUAGAUUAAACUUGCUAAGUGGACAAAUGUUGCCUGAGAUACGGGAGAGCCUUUUUGGAAAAAACCCUUCGCGAAAGUUCAUGGACUAAAUAAGAACUCUGCAUUUUUUUGAAUUUCAAGAUUUCUCGUCGUUUAGCUGGUCAUCACUAUUUUUGCAAACUUCUUUGAAAACUGCCGAAAAAUUACUGUCAUUAGCCAUAAAUUUGUUUCAUCCAACUAAAUUUUAGAAUCAAUUUAA